Molecule: messenger RNA, 648 nt
Organism: Odocoileus virginianus texanus
Lineage: Eukaryota; Metazoa; Chordata; Mammalia; Artiodactyla; Cervidae
Source: RefSeq, a predicted model, not a curated record
AUGGAACCAGACAAUGGUACACAAAUUCUAGAAUUUCUCCUUCUGGGACUUUCAGGGGAAGUAAAAGUACAGCCUCUCACAUUUGGGCUUUUCCUCUCCACACACCUGAUUACUAUGUUUGGAAACCUGCUCAUCAUCUUGGCCAUCACUUCAGACCCCCACCUUCACACCCCCAUGUACUUCUUCCUCUCCAACCUAUCCUUUGUAGACAUCUGUUUCACCUCCACCACCAUCCCAAAGAUUCUGUGGAACAUCUGGACACAAAGCAAAGUCAUCAGCUAUAAGGAAUGCAUCACACAGAUUUAUUUUCUCAUACUUUUUGCAGUGUUGGACAUGCUCCUCCUGACCGUGAUGGCCUAUGACCGCUUUGUGGCCAUUUGUCAACCUCUCCACUACACAGUCAUCAUGAACCCCCAGCUCUGUGGACUGCUGGUGCUGAUAUCCUGGCUCACUGUUGUCUCCUUAUUUUAUUGUACGAUGCUUGGAGUGUACCUUAGCUCUGCAGCUACCCACAAUGCACACUCAAGUGCAACAGCCUCGGUGAUGUACACAGUCAUCACACCCAUGCUGAACCCUUUCAUCUACAGUCUGAGGAAUAAAGACAUGAAGAGGGCUCUGAAAGCAUUCUUUGUCAGAAGAAAUGUAUGA